UUGAGAGCGAGAAGGUUCCAAUCAUUCAAACGCACGCUAAUUAAUACGUGACAUAUGAAUACUACGACAUGGGCGUCGAACGGCCCGCAAGAUGUGCUAUGAGAGACGUGGACGUGUGCUCCGUAAUGGGUAUAUCUACCAAAUUGAUGAUGCAAAGGUUGGCCAAAGUUGAAGGUAAUAAGGGCACACAAAUUAGCUCAGCGUGUGAGUACGUUGAUAUCAGCAUCGUUGAGAACAUUCUCAACAUAUGCUAUGACAUCUACCAAGCCAUCCCGUUUGGUGAGGACGUUCACAUCAAGAUUGUCCAAGUCGUCCUGGACGUCAACGAUGACAUUGGCCAAACUGCCGUCUCGUUUGGUAAGAACGUUCACAUCAAGAUUGUUCAAAUCAUUGGUGACAGCAACGAUGACGUCGGCCAAGUCCUCCCGCUUGGUGAGGACAUUGACAUCUGCGUCGUUCAAAACGUUCUCCACAUAGGCGAUGACAUCAACCAAGCCCCCAUCACGCUUGGUAAGGACGUUGACAUCUGCGUCGUUCAGGACGUUCUCCACAUAGGCGAUGACAUCUACCAACGAACCAUCACGGCUCUGAACAGGGGCAGCGAAAGCAGAAGAGCAAAGGACAGCGAGGGAUGCGAGAAGAGUGAGCUGCAUUUUGAAUUGUUAACGAGAGGAAGGGUAAGCAGUUGGAGACGGUGGAAGAGGGAAAAGGAUGAUGGAACAACUAGAGAGGAAGGCGACUGUUUUUAUACAUGGCGACCAGGGUUUGCAGAUUGGGGCCUUUUGUGACGUGAAAAUGAUGGAAAGAACUUUUCUCUUCGAAGUAGAAGACCCGAAGGUACGUUAUAUGCAGGUACCCAUAUGCGCGAUGGACUGUUGGUUGAGACUGAACGCAUCCUAUGAUUUGUUUCUGCAGUCGUUUCGAAUGGGCCACAGUCCGUUCACGCCGUGGAUCGUCCACCCUGAAAUUGAAAUGUGCAUC
This is a messenger RNA of Suillus discolor, 981 nucleotides long. RefSeq lists its product as uncharacterized. Bases 69 to 788 code for a protein of 239 amino acids. Lineage: Eukaryota; Fungi; Basidiomycota; Agaricomycetes; Boletales; Suillaceae. The record is from RefSeq and is a predicted model, not a curated record. The transcript has 10 exons.